GACCAGAGUCCGCGGCCCACCGGGCAUUGCCCAAAUGCCCUAAUGGCCAGUCCGCCCCUGAUUAACUUUAUCGUUGCAUUGUUCACAAUGCGAGUGGCUCCUGUUCCUGUAUUAGCUUUAGGCAUCAGUAACACACAGAAGCCCCUCCAUUAUUCCAGUGUCGCAUUUCUACGUAAGUCCAUCAGAUCGAUUAGCCUUAAUUUUACAAAACACCUGUAACGGUAUGCCAGCACGUAUGGUGCUUUACAGGUACACAAAGAGACCGUCAUCCGAUAUAUGUAUGGAUACAAAGGGUGCGGAGAAUCUGAAAGGCUGUGUUGUCACGGUAAUCGAAGUAUCCUUUAAAGUCUUUGAGAGAGCAAUGCGGGUGUCACCCUCAGACACGUGCGGGAUUUAACUAAGCCGAGCUUGAGUGAGUGAGUGAGCAGCUGCUACUAGGCGGGCUCGAUCCCGCCUCUCGUCACGCUGCGCUCCGCCCUCUCUCCGCGUGCAUAAAAUGUGUGUCAGUAGGCCAGGUUCACGAGCGCGCUCACGUGCGCUCAGCGCGUGCCAAAGCUGUGGCUUGUGCCCCACCGGCGGCCAAUGAGGCGGCGCGAGAGGCCGAAAAACAAAGCGUAAAAGUCCCUCCCACAUCCCCGCGCCGUACAAACAAAAACAUAAGAGGGUUGAUGGGGCUGUCGAGCUUCAGUCAGUUUAAAGCGUGCAGGCGAAAGAGCGGAAACCAGCGAGCUACGAAGAAGAGUAAACGAUGAGAGCUCGCCGUCCGACGUCAACCUGCGGCUUCUGAGCGCUGGGUUAGCCACUCUACUUGGGAAACCGUGACAGAGCUCCUCAUCCCCGGAGAAGGCACGAAGAGACGGGUACCUGGUCACAUUCGGUCGAUCACCGUGGACACGAUGGAAGGCAGUCCCGGCAGCGUCAUUCUGUAUGCUGGCUCUUCAGGAAACUCCAGCCCCAGUCCCAGCAGUCCGUCCAGCGGCUACCAAACCCAGUCUCCCACCUCCCAGCCUCCGUCGCCCGAUGAAGUCACGUUUACCGAGAUCGGGGUCCUGAAGCAGCAGGAUGCCAGCUCCCCCAAGCUGGCCUUCCAGUUCCCUGAAGUGGCCGCCAUCACGCAGGUCCCGCCACGGUAUGCCAACCAGGGGGUCACCUGCAGUCCCAGUCCAGCGAAUGGUGGCAGCAAGCAGACCACCUGCAAGGCCAGCGGAGUGCCAGGCUCCUUCACCAAGGCCGGUGGGAUGGUCCUGCUGUGCAAGGUGUGUGGAGACAUCGCAUCCGGGUUCCACUACGGCGUCCACGCCUGCGAGGGCUGCAAGGGUUUCUUCCGCCGCAGCAUUCAGCAGAACAUCCACUACAAGAUGUGCGUGAAGAACGAGAACUGCCUGAUCAUGAGGAUGAACCGCAAUCGAUGCCAGCACUGCCGCUUCAAGAAGUGUCUGUCAGUCGGGAUGUCCCGCGACGCCGUGCGCUUUGGACGAAUCCCCAAACGAGAGAAGCAGCGCCUCCUGGAUGAAAUGCAGAGCUACAUGAACAGUCUCAAUGAGUCGGCGUCCAUGGAAGUCGAUUCUUCCCCUGAUAUGCCCUUCAGCCCGGGUGACAGCCAGUCAGAUGAGGCCAUCUGCGCCAUUUCCAGGGCCUACAGGGACAUCUUUGUGAGUGGACAGGACCGGCUGGGCAGGAGGGCUAACGUGGCGAGUAACAACAACAACAACAACGGCAGCAGCAGCAGAGCCCUCCCUCAUCAGCAGCAACAACACCCCCUGAAUCCUCCGCCACACCCUGACCUCGGCUGCCACGCCACCUAUCAGCACCCAGCACUGUCCAACCAGGCAUACCCCACCUACCCGCCCCAGUUUGAGGGGGCCGCCCACUGUGCCAUAAGAGAGGAGUCAGCAUUUGGUUAUGUGGACAACAAUCAAUUCGGUGGUGGCGUUGGUCCACCCAUGCAGCUUUACCCGAACAAUUACAACUGCAACUACGCCGAGCCCAUGGCUCCCAGCUCCUGUCCCUGGAGGAUGGCGAGCAGCACAAAAAUACUGGCCUGUCCGCUCAAUGCCGCCCCCUACUGUGACCCGGUGCGCAGCAGCCAACAGGUGUGGGAAGACUUCUCGCAGUGCUUCACGCCAGCUGUUAAGGAGGUAGUGGAGUUCGCCAAGAGUAUCCCAGGCUUCCAGGCGCUGUCCCAGCAGGACCAGGUGAUGCUCCUCAAGGCGGGGACCUUCCAGGUGCUGAUGGUCCGCUUCUCAUCGCUGUUUAAUCCAAAGGAGAAGGCGGUGACAUUCCUGAAUGGGCACACGUACCCCCUGAGCAGCUUGCAGGCCAUGGGCAUGGGACCACUGCUUUUCUCCAUGUUCGAGUUCAGCGAGAAGUUGAGCUCCUUGGCGCUGGACAGCAAUGAGAUGGCCCUCUUCAUGGCAGUGGUGCUGGUGUCAGCAGACCGCUCCGGCAUCACUAAUGUCGAGACAGUUGAGCACCUCCAAGAGACGCUCAUACGCGCCCUGCGGACCCUCAUCACCAAGAAGCACCCCGAGGACUCCACUCUUUUCCCCAAGCUGCUCCUGAGGCUUCCAGACCUGAGGACUCUUAACAAUCAGCACUCAGAAAAACUGCUGGCUUUCCGCAUCGACUAGCCACACAUGGCAUUCUGGGAGGUGCGGUGGUGAAGGGUGGGCACCACAGAACAGUGUGAACUGACGCCCCUUUCCGCAUUUUCUUUUUGUUUUGUUUUGGACAGACCAUCUGGUCAGAUGCCCUGGACUUCCAGCUACACAGCGCCACCUGCUGUUUGACAUGGUCUUCUUUUUUUUUUUUUUUUUGUUACAAGGAUAAGAAAAGUCCGCUUAUCUUGGACACCCCUGUUCUUUUAGUUUUUGGAUCCAAAGUGGCCCUUGAGAAAUCCUUGUGCUGAUUUCCAGCAGACUGGGGAUAAUUUAGGAAGCUGAAGACAUUCUUGCUUCUUGCUUUACAAGGAAAACCUAAUUCCAGGAUCUAAGAAGACAAAAAAAUAAGAAUUAGAGUCAGAAGAACCUGCAGGCGUGUUCAUUCACAGCCUUUGUAUCUCCAGACCUUAGUGGGAUAUAUGGUGUGAAUGUGAAUGUAUGUACCCACGAGUGUUCUCCAGAAGGCCCAUAUCUGAAAGCCCACUGCCUCUUUAUUUGUACUUCUGGGUCACGACUGACCCCAAGGACUUGUCUUGGGUGUUUUCAGGGAGAUGUGGAGUGUAUGCCAGGGCUACCCUGUUGGUCUGGGCAACUAGGUGGCAGUGUGUUAAGGCUAAGUGGCUUUGAUCGUUCGUAGCGUGCCACGCCAGAAGUUUCCCUGAUGAAAUUCCAGAAUGUGCAGGGUGGCGAAACAGCGUGUGGCAAACGGAGGAGUGAAAUGUGCGGGGUCUUCCCUGUAGAUUUAUGUUCGUCCUUUUAUUAUAUCAGGCCACUAAUGUAAAAUGUGCUUAUUUAAGCUUCUCCCCUGAUGAACUUGUUCUCAAAUGAUAAUACAGUAGCUGCUUUCCGGGAGGUUUCUUGUGGUGCAACAGCGACGCCUAGUGGUGAGAAAGUGCCUUUUAUGGUCGAGCUGACGUAUUGAGCGUGGAAAGAAAGCCCUUAAAACUUUGUAAUCUAAUUGGACCAAUCCAAUCGCGGGUGCGUUUAAAGGUGUAUGUGUCUAUAAGAUAUGCGCAAUGUACAACAUAUAUAUAUAUAUAUAUAUAUAGAUAGAGAGAGAGAGAGAGAGAGAGAGAGAGAGAGAGAGAGAGAGAGAGAGGUGCGCAUAUCUGUGUAGAAGUGCGUGUAUGGCGGCGGUUACAUGCAUUGAAAUGUCCCAAUGUACACAUCCGUACAUGUAACUUGCGUUGCGGUGCCUGCCAUAAUCGGAGCUCCGUGCCACACGGUUACCACGCCGGCUGAGUGAAAGCGUUUUGAGUUCGGUUCGCUUUUGAUUUCGUCUCCAUUUGUUGCACCCGCACAAAUUGUAUGGAUGCGCAUACACCAGUAAACGGGUCGAUGAGCUGCCUCGAGGCUCCGCCCACACUGCGCGCGCCCAGCGGCUCUUCCUGGCACGGCCAUCCAAAGGAGGACCUCCAUGGGCUCAGGAGGCGAAUUCCAAACCAAGAAGCCCAUACUUAAAACAUAAACGUGCAAUUACGAGCCCACUGUGACGACCCCCAUGGCCAGAGAGACUCCAAAAGAGUCACCAGUGAAGGUCAGGUGCCUUUAUUGUUCGGCUUGCUGUAGAAUGGAUGUUAAUUCAUUAUACGACCACUGGAGGCACCACUGAGGGUGGUCAAGGCGUUCGAGCAGUUCCCCGUCGUGCAGUCCUUGCGUAAGGGGUCUCAGACUUAACCUUGGGGUCCCCAUGUGCCUGUUUUGUUCCAGGCAUCUUGGACGUCUAAUUAAUUAAGCUGUUAUUGUUCAGUUUCUGUGUUUUGGAGGUCAGUGUGGAAAUUACAAAACCUAUGCAAAGGCACUCUAUAAAUAAAAUAUAUUAUUAUGAUUAAUGUUUUAGUACAUUUUUUAUUAGAAUGUACCAAACAUUUAGUUUAUUUGGGGUGUUUUUUUUAACUUGGAUUUUUAGAUAUUCAUUUUAAUUAGGAUUUUUAUGCUGCUUUUCCAGAAGUUGUUCUUAUUUAUUUCUUUAUUUACUAACGAACACUUUAGUGCAGGUGAUACUUUCGAUUCGGCAUUCAGUGUCAUUUGCUUGGCUGUCUCCCCCGUAUUAUUAUUAUUAUUAUUAUUAUUAUUAUUAU
Messenger RNA from Polypterus senegalus (gray bichir), 4741 nucleotides. RefSeq names its product nuclear receptor subfamily 1 group D member 1-like. The record is from RefSeq and is a predicted model, not a curated record. Gene Ontology annotation, biological process: cell differentiation; negative regulation of transcription by RNA polymerase II; positive regulation of transcription by RNA polymerase II. The coding region runs from base 897 to 2630 and encodes 577 amino acids. Gene Ontology annotation, molecular function: nuclear receptor activity; zinc ion binding; RNA polymerase II cis-regulatory region sequence-specific DNA binding. The transcript has 8 exons. NCBI's taxonomy places the organism in Eukaryota, Metazoa, Chordata, Cladistia, Polypteriformes, Polypteridae.